CAGAAAAUCCACGUGGCAAACAGCUGUACCGUUAGUAAUGACAGCUUUAUGGUAGGUUUAUGAAUAAUUAAUUACCCGCCAUAAAGCAUCCAAAAGGCGUUUCUUCACCCAUUAAAGGAAGAUCCUUUUUUGCAGAGAAGAGAUUAAAAAAAACCUAAAGUUUUCUCCUUUUUAUCAAUGGCGGAUUCGGGUAAACUAGAGAGCGGAGGAGCCGCCGUAAUAGGCGACAUUGGAGACGGCGGCGCGGCGGUGGAAGAGAGGGAGAUGCUAGCGGAGUUGGAAGGCAUAUCUGUGUUGGAUUUCGACCUGCUUUGCUCGACGGUGGCGCUUCAGACUCAGGGGAAGUGGAGGAAACUCGAGAGCUCUGACGGAGAAGAUGAUGAAUACGGCGGCGGCGUCUUACGCCUUUGGGAAGGCGAUGUUAUGGACUGCCUCGAGGAUCGUCGUCUCUGCAUAGAAUCCGCUUGCUGUCCGUGCUACAGAUUCGGGAAGAACAUGACAAGAACCGGUUUUGGUUCCUGCUUUCUUCAGGGUACUGUUCAUAUGAUUCUUAUCAUCGGUCUCCUAUUCAACGUUGCAGCUUUUGCUGUAACCAAAAGGCAUUGUUUUCUCUAUCUGGCUGUUGCUUUCGUCCUUUUGAUUGCUUCCUAUCUGGGGUUCUUCCGUAUGCAGAUAAGAAGAAAGUUUAACAUUAGAGGUGCUGAUAAUUUCUUUGACGAUUGCAUCCACCAUCUUAUGUGUCCGUUUUGUACAUUAACUCAGGAAUCGAAAACACUGGAGAUAAACAAUGUACAUGACGGUAUCUGGCAUGGUCGAGGAGACACGCUAUGCAUAGGCGGCUAUCCCGAAGGAAAAUCUUUGCUUGAGCUGCAUUCUCCUCCAGUUAUUGUAUCAACAAUGUCAUCUGAACCCUAAAAACCCAACGUAGACGAGAGUAUACUGAGACAAGCUCUGUAUCAUCAUCAGCUGUGGUGUGUUCACCAUUGACGCAUAAUCAUGUCAGAAGAUAACUUUCAUGUUUGUCUUUUCGAAACUGUGGUAUAGAGCAAACAUGGAAGUUCUAUUUGAAAGGAGAAACAUUGAGAACCCACUUGUAUGCUAAUAGUGUGUACCAGUGCCAGUUAUCUGUAUAUAUAGCCACCUAUUUGUAUGAUAAUAUAUUUGAUGAUGAUGGUCAUAGAUACCGUUGUAAGUUAC
This is a messenger RNA of Brassica rapa (field mustard), 1197 nucleotides long. RefSeq lists its product as uncharacterized. Lineage: Eukaryota; Viridiplantae; Streptophyta; Magnoliopsida; Brassicales; Brassicaceae. The record is from RefSeq and is a predicted model, not a curated record.